GCUGGUGCGCUCAGUAAAUCGUCGCUUAUCGUCGAUACAUCGUCGCUAGUUUCUCGAAUUGAGCAAUGAAUUAUAUUUAAACAUUAUCUUUAAAAAUCACUCUAAAUUUAAUUUCGUGUUAAAUUGUGCAAUAAGUUUAAAAUAUUGAUUGAGAAACGAUAUUCGAGUUUCAAUUUAGAUUCAUUGGAGAGAUAUGCAAUGAAUAAAACAAUGAUAAUAUAACGAAACGAAUCGUUUUUUCUCAGGAUGAUAACCGAAACGAUAAUAAAGAGGAAAAUCGAGGAAAAUAAAUUUCAAAUAUUGUGAAAUCGUUUACGUGCGAAAUAUUCUUUUUAUUGCGAAAUUUAAAGAAGAAUACCCAAGGCGAGAACGGCGAAGAAAAAUCGACGGGAGGAAAGGGGGGGGGGAAAAAAUAUCUCGAUCUCGAAUUGCGAAGAAAUAUCGAAGAAGGCGACGGCAAAAAGAAAGAUCAAGUGUUGUUGAUCUUAAAAUUGAAUAAUGUCUUCCCGUACCAGUUUCUCGUACGGGAUUCCACGACUAUUAUUAUUCGGAAAAGUCGUUCAAGUCGGAUCGGAAGUCGGACGCUUCGAUCUCGUUUGCUCGGAAGCUCUUUCGCGUAAUACAUUUCGUGAUCGUUUGAGAAAGGGAUAAGAUAAGGCGAGACGAUAGAUACGCUCGCCGAGAGAGAAAAGCAAUCGUCUCGCCUCGUCGUUGUAAUAGUUGGAAUUAAAAAAAAGAAUAAAAAAGAUCAGCGAUGAGUCAGAGAAGCGUGUUGCUAGGCCUGCCAGAUGUCGACACGAUAGAUAUCGAGUUCAACGACAUCGCGUAUGAAGUUGACGUUGGUUUAUGGCGAGGCAAGCGGAAAGAAAUUUUGAGGAAGAUCGACGGACGGUUCAGGAACGGGCAAUUGUCGGCCAUAAUGGGGCCCUCGGGCUCGGGGAAAUCGAGCUUGUUGAACGCUUUGACGGGUUUCAAGAGAAAUUGUACGGGCCAGAUCAGAUACAUCGGGAACGGGAAUAAAGAGAUACGGCAAGGUUACGAGAAGCAAUGCUGUUACAUUCAACAGGACGAUCAAUUUUAUCCCCUGUUCACCGUCUCCGAAACUAUGUGGAUAGCGAGCAACCUGAAAAUCGGCAACAAUCUCAACGAAAAAUUCAAGGAGAUAUUGAUCGAGGAGAUAUUGCACGACCUGGAUCUGAGCAAAUCGAGGUAUACGAGGUGCGGGAGAUUGAGCGGGGGGCAAAAGAAGAGGCUGAGCAUCGCGUUGGAGUUGAUCGACAAUCCGCCGAUCAUGUUCCUCGACGAGCCGACCACGGGCCUCGACUCUCAAUCCUGCAACCAAUGCAUCAGAUUGUUACGAAAUCUGGCCAAAACCGGGAGAACCAUCGUCUGCACCAUCCACCAGCCCAGCGCUGUUGUCUACGAGAUGUUCGACUACGUCUACCUUUUGGUGGAAGGGAGAUGCAUGUACAAGGGGGCUACGAGGGACACGAUUCCCUAUUUCGCAAGCGUUGGCCUCCAUUGUCCCAAGUAUCACAAUCCGGCCGAUUUCAUGAUCGAGGUGGUGACCAACGAAUACGGGAAUUUCAACGAUCAAUUGAUCGCGUUGGCAGCAAGCAGGAAAGACAAGUAUUGGCAAACGGAUGCGAUUUCGAGGAAGGAGGAGGAGAAGGAGGAGAAGGAAUAUGGGAAGGAUAUGAAAAAAGUCGUGAUGAUCAGGCAACCCUCGGAAUACGAGAAACUCUUCGUCCUGAUGAAACGUUACACGGUCCAUUUGUUCAGAGAUUGGACCAACAUUUAUUUGAAAUUGGGCAUUCAUUUCUCGAUAGGUGUGCUGCUCGGCUUGCUUUACUUCGGAGCCGGCCAGGACGGGAGCAGAAGUAUCAACAACAUCGGUUUGAUCCAAGUCGUUGUCAUUUAUCUGUGUUACACGAGCAUGAUGCCGGCCGUACUAUUGUUCCCCUCGGAGAUGCCCGUGCUGAAGAAGGAAAGAUUCAACAAUUGGUACAAGUUGAAGACGUAUUACUUGGCCUCGUUCAUAUGCAGUAUGCCCAUACAAAUAAUAUUCUCCGUCGUUUACGUUCUCCCCAUUUAUUUCAUAAGCCAUCAACCGCUCGACGUAAACAGAUUUCUUAUGUUCUUGAUACCGGCAAUUUUGAUCACUCUGAUAUCGGAAAGCGUGGGCCUCGUGAUAGGCUCCGUCCUAAAUCCCGUGAACGGCACAUUUUUUGGCGCCAUUCUAUCAUCUAGCAUGUUGGUCUUCUCGGGUUUCAUGAUCCUUUUUAAUCAUAUGCCACGCAUCAUGUAUUACGUCAGUUACGUAAGCUAUAUAAAGUAUUCCCUGCACGCAAUCAUUCUCGCAAUGUACGACUUCAAUCGGGAGAAAUUGUUUUGCCCCAUUAUAUAUUGUCAUUACAGCAAUCCCGACAAAAUAUUGUCGGAAUUUUUGAUGACGGAUCGCGAUUUUUGGGUUGAUAUCGCGGUGUUGGUCUCCACUUACGUGAUAUUCAAGAUAGUCGGUUAUUGUACGCUCAAACGAACACUUACCAUAUAAGGCAUCGAUCUUUUUCUUUUUCUUUUUCUUUUUUCAAUUGCGUAUAUUUGUUUAAUUAAUAGUAAUUAAUAAUAAUUAAUAAUAAACGAUAAAUAAAUAUUGGCUGUGCAUCGAUUAUAAAAAGCUUAGAAUUUAAUUUCACGUAAAAAGCGUUUUUUCUUCGAGCAUCCGUUUAAGCCGAUUCGACGCGAGGAUGAAAAAAAGAAACGAUCAAUUAGAACGUGUAUUAUAAAACUUGUAUUAUAAAAGUUAAUGUAAUAAUUAUAUAACCCGAUCAGCAAUUUAA
Molecule: messenger RNA, 2840 nt
Organism: Apis laboriosa (Himalayan honeybee)
Lineage: Eukaryota; Metazoa; Arthropoda; Insecta; Hymenoptera; Apidae
Product: ATP-binding cassette sub-family G member 1-like
Exons: 2
Coding region: 755-2554 (599 amino acids)
Cellular component (GO): plasma membrane
Molecular function (GO): ATP hydrolysis activity; ABC-type transporter activity; ATP binding
Source: RefSeq, a predicted model, not a curated record